Brettanomyces nanus is the source of this 2496-nucleotide messenger RNA. RefSeq lists its product as uncharacterized. Lineage: Eukaryota; Fungi; Ascomycota; Pichiomycetes; Pichiales; Pichiaceae. The coding region runs from base 1 to 2496 and encodes 831 amino acids. The transcript has a single exon. The record is from RefSeq and is a predicted model, not a curated record.
AUGGCGGAAGUUAACGUGCCAAAAGCCAUUAUAAACAUCUCAUCUGGCAAUGAAUAUGCAAAUCUAAAUUCAAGUCGUGGUUCAUCAACUUCGUUGAAUUCAAACGCUUCCUCUACAACAAAUUCUGGAAAGGAUUUCGACCCCAAUGAAAUCAAAUCUACUCUAUCUACAUCAUCUGCGGCUUCCAGUACUGGCAUCGAUAUGCUAAACUCCAAUGAUACCAAGCACUACUCGAUUGAUGACGUUUGGAAAUCCUUGAACAAGGAUCCCAAAGACUUUGUCAGACAGCUUUUCGAAAACCAACAAAUUACAGUUAGACAAAAUCUUGAACAACAAGAGUUGUUCAGAAAGGUUUGUUUGACUGGUGACUCUAAGGACUUACAGCAGGAUUACCAGGUGGAAUUCCUAGCCGUUGUCAGUGUUAUGAACACAGCUGCCGAAUUGAGAAGUAUUUUGACACUGCCUGCAACCCCCGAACUUUUCUCAAAGCAGAAGUCACUCUGCUUUUCCUUUCUGAAGUUGUUCAAGUAUCAUUUUCAACUUGCUUGGGACGAUCCCAGCUUUGCUUUUAAAAGCUUUGGUUAUCUGCUUGCUGAGGAACCCAACUUUUUUCUCCUGCCCUUUUUAAAGGUCCUGGAUUUUGCUUUACAGUCCCAGGAUAGGACCUUCUGGAAGCUAAGAAAGCUGUUUGUACUGCUUUCCAGUCUCUGUUUUCUGAACAAGAACCUUUUGGAUGCACUGACAUCUAAUUAUUGUCAAAAAGAAAAUAUCCAACUUUUGAAAAGGAUCUCCGAACCCCAAGAACCGGAUGCUUCUCAACUGUUCUGCAAUUCUGAUGGUCCCCUAACCAUUUGUCACUACUUUCGAUGGUCAUUAUAUUUUGAAUCCAACUUGUGCGGUCCAGCUGCAUUGGGUAACUUUUUAAUGGAGGUAUCUGUUAAUCCCAACUCUUCAGCUUCCUUGGUGACUUCACUUCUUUCUAUGAUAGUCAUUAAACGGGAUCUAGCUGCACCUCUGCUUUCAAUAGAUUCCCACUCCAGUUUCAUCUCGCUAGCAAGCUCUUACUUUGCUUCCAAUGAAAGAAAGGAAGUGAUUAUGUUUUACAGCAUCCACCAACCUGAAUUUUUGAAGUUUAUUUCCAAACUCAAAAGUGGCUUUGACAUGUCUUCGGAGACAAAAAGCUUAUGCGAUAGGUUUGUUAAGUCUUUAGUUUGGGAACUAGUGACACAUUUUUCUAUAAAGACUUUGCACGAGCUUCACUUUGAUGGUCUCAUUAUGGAAAGUUUGACACCAUUCUGUCUAAGAAUACUAGGCACUAAUACAGAACUCAAUAUAGAAAGUUUUGUUCUAACCAGAGAUCUCUUUCUCCCAUUGUUUGAGUUGAUAAACCACAAUUUUAAAUUAGAUCUCAGAGAGGAGCCGUACUUACUUUGCUAUCUUUGUCUCUCCCUUUUCACUUUGAAUGACUAUGUCACAAAUUCUCGUGACUUUACAGAGAUAUACCGCUUAUUAGAUGAUCUUGGUUGCAAAUACUCUUUCAAUGCCUUGUUGGAUCACAUUCAGUUUUUUUUAUCUUACAACUUCAACAAGUAUUCUUUGGAAGACAUGCGUACUGCCAUUCCAACUCCUGAGUACUUGAAGGACCGCUUUGGCUUUGAUUAUAUUCCUCCUAUGAGCAGAGAAAAUAUGUUCUACGAGAACCCUCUCGGCCUCACAUCGGAUGUAGAUUUUGAUAUGCCGCAUGUCUUUCAGAAACGAAAAUGUAUGGACCUUCUCAAGAAUUGUCUGUUCUAUUGUUCAAUUAUUCGUCUCAGAACCUACAGGGUAAUGACUAGUGUUGGCAAUGACACGGAUUUUGCAAACCUUUCCUCGUCUCAGAUUGACAUUGAUCAAACCGAACUCUACAAAUAUUCCCGAAAUUCUAGAUACAAACUUGCCAACUUUAAGAAUGGUUUCUCCAUGAAUUAUAGGCUUGCCUAUAGUGCUUUGGAAGUUACUGUCUCCUCUGAUUUAUCUUUUUUAACCAGUUGUGAGAACCUGAAGUUUGAUGAUAAGAGAUUGGCGGCUACCCUUAUAAAUGUUACAGCUGACGUUCAGCUCUCAUUGAGUGGAAUAUACGGCGAAUUUGGCCUGCUCUCUAUCUUCAAAUUGUUUCUCGACUUCUGUAGGCAUGAUAUUAGAUUAGCCAAUACUUCGGCACGCGUACUUGCUGAUAUCUUACCAGAUGAGAAGGAUACUAGUUAUGAAUCAUCAAGAAAGCGCAUGCUUGGUGAGACAAUUGAACAUAGUACUCUCGGAAGUAACUUGAUCCGACUCUUUGUGGAAGAAUUGGAUGACGGGAAGACCUCUUACUUUAAACGGCUGAUAAACUUUCUGAAGGCAUACCCUUCGUCCUUGAAGCCCAAAAAGCGUGUUAAAGGCACCAUGAUAUUGGAUUUACAAGACUAUAAUCGGACCCUAAAGACCAAACAAUCCCUUCAGGAUCAACUUAUUUAA